AUGGACGGUGGGCGACGCAGCCGAGCGCGCGAGGAACACAGCAGCGGGGGGUACGCCUUGGAUUUCACCUCGUCAUUCCACAGAUCUAAGCGUCCGCGGUCGGAAGAUCCUCCUAGUGAGGAGGAGAAAGAGAACAGCAUCUUUGACCCAAGUGCUGAGUCCACCAUCGGCAAUUUCAUGGCAUCUGCUUCGACCACCGCGAGUCUGUGGCGACUGCCGAGGAAUCAGACGCUAGUAGAUAACCAGAACUACUUAAACGAGCAGCUUCAACACGUCGUGGCGCUGUCGUCGAUGCUGGGACCUCGUUCUUCCGGUCCGGAGAAUGGCACAAGGAGGUUUUUGGCCAAGGAGAAGGCUGCAGAAGAUGACGUAGACAAAGUCUGUACAUUAGAUCUAGCGAAGGUGUGGAAGUUGCUGGCUGUGGGGUCGGCGGGUCAGACGGAGGAGCAGAAGAAAGCGGAGAGCGGCGUCAGGGAGGUCAUGGAUCUCGUGAGUUAUCUACUGUACGUUAGGGACCGCGAGCUGGACCAUCAGAAUCGACUGAGCGAGAACUUGGGCAGAGUGGAGAAGCAGCUGGAGAGGAAGAACCACAUCGUGCAGACUCUGACGACAGAUCUCGAGACGUUAAAGCAGAACUUUGCCCAGAAGGAGAACGUAUUCAAGGCCAAAGAGAAGAAUUUGAUGGCUGAAAGGAAGACGCUGCAGAUGGAUAAGAAAGCGCUAGAAGUAAACUGUGCCAGACUGCAAGGUGUGGAGACGGCGUACAAAGCGCAACUGAGGAGAAAAGACGUCGACUAUGCGCGGCUGAAGAAAAGUCUGCAGGAUGCAGUUACACGAGCUGCUAAAGAGAAGCGAGGUAUGGCGAUAGCGAAGACAUUGAAUGGAGUGCGUGAGCGGAAGCAAGCGGCGAUGGCUAACCAGUCGAAGGAGAGCAAGCUUACCAAGCAAAUUAUGGAUAAUCUCGAGCGCAAGAAAGCGGAGCUGCUGCUUGACAACGAAGCGCUUGCCAAGAGCUACGAUACGUUGCAGCACCACUUGGAAUCGCUUACAUCGCAGUACAAGAAGGCAGUCCAACUCUUCCUUGCCCAGUAUGUUGCAAGCCCUGUUACUUUGCCGCUAGAAGGAAAAAACCUGGAGGGCGAUGCUGAAGAGCUUGAGAAAUUGGCUAGCGCUCCUAUCGACGACUUUACCCCGACUCCGUUCAACAUGGCUACGAAAGAAGGCAUUCCCCAGUUCAUUUCAACAUCGAUGGAAGCUUUGGACGAAAAAUUGAAGCAGCUAGAGCACGUCAUUCGCAAUGAACUGCCAUCCGCAGAGGCUCGAAGUGACAAAGAGGUAAUCAAACGAUUGCGACAGAAGCUGGACGACGCCCACGCCAUUGUCAAGGAGCAAGAUCAGCUGCUUCAAGCGUCGUUAUCAUCGCCUGCAAUUGACGUCAGAGUUGGUAAUGGAAAAAGCCAUCAAAGUAUUGCAGCUGAACGACAUGGAUUGAAAAAGCGUGCUACCGAUAUAGCUGGUGCCAGGAGUUCGCCGAGCAUAGCUGCCGAGGAGGAUGUGGCACAGGAAAAGAAUGAGCUGGCUGUGCUUCGCCAGAAUCUAGAGAAAGAACGCAGACUCUUGCAAGAGCAAGCCGUCAAACUUGACAAGGAUCGCUUGGAGUUUGAGAUCGGUAAACGUGAUCAAAUGUUCACUUCAUCCGAUGAUGCUAUGGUAUCUGCUUCCCUUUCUGGUUGCUCAACACCUAAGCGACAACGUCGAGCAGAGAGAUUGGACUUGGACGGUCCAGACUCGCCCUUUGACAUACCAGUUUCUGCCACACCAGGCACGGCAGCUUUGCUUAAGAAGAUCGGGAUCAACGUCCCCACUGAGAAGUGA
This is a messenger RNA of Phytophthora nicotianae INRA-310, 1875 nucleotides long. RefSeq lists its product as hypothetical. NCBI's taxonomy places the organism in Eukaryota, Oomycota, Peronosporomycetes, Peronosporales, Peronosporaceae. The record is from RefSeq and is a predicted model, not a curated record. The coding region runs from base 1 to 1875 and encodes 624 amino acids. The transcript has 6 exons.